AUGGCCAACGAUGUGGAGGUCCUUGGCCCUCACUGGCGUAAUACGCUGAAUACGCAACAACGGCUCGUGUACGACACAUUCAUGGGCCACUUCCAGGCGCAAAAUCCUGCUCAAAUCCUUCUCCACGUUGAUGGUGGUGGUGGCACAGCCGCCCUACCGAAUCCUAGCCCUAUAUGCCGCGUGGCGCCAACAGGCGUUGCGAGUAACCAGAUACAGGGCAGCACCAUUCAUUCGUUGCUGCGCCUCCCAGUAGGCGGUACUUUCACCGACCUUCCCCCGGCCGACGCAGCCGCCCUUCAGUCCCGCCUACGGCACAUCAAAUACCUCGUUAUCGAUGAAAAGAGCAUGCUAGGGCUUGAGCAGCUCGCGCGGAUCGAUUCCCGUUUGCGACAAGCCUUUCCACAGCGUAACCUCGAGUUCUUUGGUGGUGUGAGCGUUGUGCUUGUGGGCGAUUUCUUCCAGUUACCACCAGUCCGACAAAAGCCCCUGUAUUCGACUAGCACCGGCCUGUCUUCGUUGGAAAGGAGAGGGCAGGUGGCCUACCGCCUAUUUGACCGCACCGUCUUCCUGACCACGGCACAGCGCCAGGCUGGUGAUGAUCAGGCCCAGUUCCGUCAGGCGUUGCAGGAACUGCGUGAUGCCAGGCUACCGCGGAGCGAGCUUGACGGCUUCAGGACCGCUUUGCGAGUGUAUUCUACAAAGGCACGGGUCAACCAAUACAACCACGAGCAUAUGGUGCAUCUCAACGCCCCGGCAAUACAAGUGGAGGCAAAGAAUCACGGCAACGGCGCUGGGCAGGCACCAAGCAACAAUGCUGGCAAUCUAUCUAACAAGUUCCCUGUUGCUAAGGGCACCAGGGUGAUGCUCACGACUAAUCUGUGGCAAUCAGCUGGCCUAGUUAACGGUGCUCAGGUUACUGAUCUCGCUACACGCGACUUCCAGGCCGGUAUUAGCUAUGUUGCCGUCUCACGGGUUACCUCGCUCCAAGGCUUACUCCUUGAGGCGCCGUUCGAUCGUCAGAGCCUCUAUAACCACACGCCGACGGAAGGGAUGAAGAUGCGCCUCGCUGACCAACAACGGCGUCAGGGUCAACAGCUGAGCGAUCCACUGUAUCCACCACUCUACCGUGACUAA
Hirsutella rhossiliensis is the source of this 1134-nucleotide messenger RNA. Its product is annotated as PIF1-like helicase domain-containing protein. The record is from RefSeq and is a predicted model, not a curated record. The coding region runs from base 1 to 1134 and encodes 377 amino acids. Gene Ontology annotation, biological process: telomere maintenance; DNA repair. The transcript is spliced from 5 exons. NCBI's taxonomy places the organism in Eukaryota, Fungi, Ascomycota, Sordariomycetes, Hypocreales, Ophiocordycipitaceae. Gene Ontology annotation, molecular function: DNA helicase activity.